Molecule: messenger RNA, 641 nt
Organism: Oryzias melastigma (Indian medaka)
Lineage: Eukaryota; Metazoa; Chordata; Actinopteri; Beloniformes; Adrianichthyidae
Gene: drc8
Product: EF-hand calcium binding domain 2
Exons: 7
Coding region: 96-569 (157 amino acids)
Molecular function (GO): calcium ion binding
Source: RefSeq, a predicted model, not a curated record
GUAGAAGGUUUUGCUGAUUAAAAGCAAAAAAAAAAAAAAAAAAAAAAGGUGGGGUGUCACGUGGCUGCUAAGCAACAAAGCAACAACAGGCAGACAUGGCGGAAACCAGUGAAACAGCAGAUAUCCAGAGGAAAAUCCGCGCAGCUUUCCACGUGUUUGACCACAAAGCUGACAACACUGUGGACGUUCGAGAGGUUAGCACCAUCAUCUAUUCUCUGGGAUGUUUCCCCACCAAAGCAGACAUCCAUCGCUUCGUGGAUGAGGUGGAAGAGGACAAUAUGGGAUAUGUUCAUUUGGACAAGUUCCUUCCAGUCAUGACCAAAGUAUUACUGGAGAACAAGUUUCCUCCCAUCCCUGAAGAGAAUUUGCUUCAGGCGUUUGAGGUUCUGGACAAAGAAAGAAGAGGAUACAUGGAGCCACAGGAGCUGGCGAAAUACAUGAAAAGUGAAGGUGAGACCUUCAGUCAGGAAGAGAUGAAUGAAAUGCUGACAGCACUGGUCGAUGAAAAGAAGAACCUUAUCUGUUACAAGGAGUUAAUCAGUCAGUUGACCCUUGACCUGGACACGUAGGCCAAACCGUUCUGCAUUUCUGCUAAAAAAAAAAACUGUUUGUGCCCCAAUAAAAAUACAUUUUAAUUUGUA